This is a messenger RNA of Effrenium voratum, 741 nucleotides long. Lineage: Eukaryota; Dinophyceae; Suessiales; Symbiodiniaceae. The record is from the annotation of a GenBank genome assembly.
CAGGGCACAGAAACCGUAGCUUGCCGCCAUGUUCCUUUGCACUGGGCGUGCCUGGGUUCCCACCGGUGCUUUGAGAGUGGUGGGCGGCAGGUUUUCGCAUCCAGCUUGGACGCGCGCUAGCGCCAAAGUGCCAUUGGGGUGGCAGGCUUGCCACAGCGAGAAGUACGGGAGGAGUUUCUACUGGCAUGCUGCAACUGGCAGAUCGCAGUGGCAGAUGCCCGAAGAGGCAAGUCCGAACCUGCCAUCGGGCUGGGAAGCGAUUUACAGCGAGGCGCAUGGAAUGCACUACUACUGGCACCGCCCCAGUGGGCAAACGCAGUGGCAGCAGCCCGACGCUUCAGCCGCGCCCGACCAAAAGCCGGAGAAUGGUGCAGACACGAGGCAGGGAGUGGCUGGCGGCCAUGGUGAGCGUCGAAAAGAUCAGCUCUUGAAGGGCUGGCGCGAGAUCCUGCACGAGGCGCAGCUCGGUGAGGAGCUGGCUGGACAGCAGCUGGCACUUGUCAAGGAACUCCUGGAGUACCACCCAGAAGCACAGAAGAAGAUCGGCGCCGGCAUCCAAGGAGUUAAGGUGGACACAGCCCCCGAUUCGCAAGCGAGCCGCUGCUUCUGGGUAUUGCGCAGCGAUGGCUCGCAGGAAGACUUCUCUGCCAGAAAGUGCUGCCAAAGCAUUCGUGCAUCCCUGCGAUGAUUGCGUGACAUAUUCGCUUCGAGGAAAACUCGCAGACGAUUGUCAUUUGGUGC